AUGUAUAUUGUUGGUCCUAAUGUAAUGCACGGGCACAUUACAGAUGCUUUUAAAGAUGGUCGAAAUAGUAUGAGGCAGCGUUCUAGCAAACGAUCACGUGCUAUUAGUGCACUUUUAGAGCCAGAUAAAAACAGGUUGGGUUUGGUUAUUAGUAAUGUGCCUAUUGCUGUCAUUUGGUUACUUACAGAAUCAUUUGGAACCAGUGGGGAUUAUGUGAGGCAGCGUUCUACUAAACGUUCACGUGCUUUUGGGCCUCUUCAGGCUGCGGAUAAAAUCAGCCAUGCUAAGCAAUCACAAGUGCUCAGCAAACAGAAUAAGAGAGAGCCAAGUAAAGCUCAUAAACCAAAGCAUCCUCAAAAAGACAUGAAGUUGGCGAAAGUAGUGCACAAGGUGCACGAAGGAAUAGCAAAAAAAAAAACUCAGCCCAAGCCAAAAGUGCCUACAGCUCCUGUUCAAAAGAAGAAGAAAGAACCAGCUGCUGUUAUUGGUCAGCCCUUGCCACUGGCUCCUUUACAAUUGGAGAAUGCACAUUAUUGUAUAAAGUGCAGGGCUAAAAAUAUUCAGAUUGCUGUGAAUGCCUUGCCUAUUGAACUGUAUCGGCUCUUUACAUCGCAGGAUGAGGAUGCAAUACAUUUUAGGAAGUAUUCUCGCAUGUAUAAUAAUUUAUUUGCAUUUUGCUCUCUUGGUGGCAAAUAUAAUGCAAAGAUUGAGAAAGGAAUCUAUGUUUUCUUACUGCAUGGUCAGAUUUAUCACAACUUGCCUGAUUUGUUACCAGAAGAUGAGAAGCCUAAAUACUUGCAAUUAUAUUUUUAUGAUGCACAGUUUGAGGCUAAACAUAGGACAAAGACUUUUCCUGAGGUUAGAAGAGACAUUGUUGAGAUUUUGAUGCGUGUCACAAAUGCAAACCCAUAUGCUCGCUUCUUCAGGUCAUUAAGAGAGCUCACCAUAACUCAUUCUACACAAAUAGCCAUUAAUCAGAGCACUGUGUUAGAUCAGCGAGUGUAUAAUGCACCAUCAACUGACGAAGUAGCAGCUAUAUGGCCAGACAGUACGUCUUCCAGUGAUUACAACAGUCCAUAUAUUGUUGUGACAGGCAGGUCCAAUGAUCCUCAUAGGAUAUAUCAUUAUUAUGGAUGCUAUGACCCGUUGCAAUAUCCUCUCCUGUUCCCAUAUGGUGAGUGUGGGUGGACUCAAGGUAUGCGGAAGAUUUAUAAGAAUUCACAGCAAGAAGCCUUGAUGGACAUUGAUCCUAUUGAUUCUUGUGCUGUGCAUUCAGCAGAGAGUUUUAUAGAAGAAGAGGCUAAACGUGCUACAAACUCAUCAGGAACAUCUAAGAGGCAUAUUUCUCCAAGGGAAUAUUAUGCAUACAAGCUGCAGAUUAGGCCAGGCAACAUGCUUCUUCGUGGAGGUAGAUGCUUUCAGCAAUACAUUGUUGAUAUGUAUGUAAAGAUUGAAAACACUAGGCUUGAUUUUUUCAGAAGAAAUCAGCAAGCAAUUCGAGCAGAUCUGUAUCAGGGUAUUCUGGAUACUGUUGAGGAUGGUGAGAAAAAUGCUAGCAAUGUUGGGCGGCGUGUUAUUCUACCACCAACUUUUAUUGGUGGACCUCGCGAUCUGAAGAAGCGAUACUUAAAUGCUAUGGCUCUUGUGCAGCGAUUUGGUAAGCCAGAUCUCUUUGUCACAAUGACAUGUAAUGCUAAAUGGCCAGAGAUAACGGCUGAGCUUUCCGAGGGAGAAGUUGCAGCUGAUCGUCCAGAUGUUAUUGCCCGUGUUUUUAGAUCAAAGUUAAUUGCUUUGAAAAAACAAAUAACAGAGGAAAGGGUCUUUGGGAAGGUGGCAGCCAUGGUAUAUGUUGUUGAGUUCCAGAAAAGAGGCUUACCACAUGCUCACUUUCUUAUUAUCUUAGAUCAUGGAUAUAAACUUACUGGUCCUUCGGAUUAUGAUCGGUUUGUGAGUGCAGAAAUCCCUGCAACUGAUUCUCCAGAAUUGCGCAAAAUUGUUCUAAAGCACAUGAUGCAUGGCCCUUGUGGUAAUUUACACCCUAACUGUGGGUGCAUGAAAAAACAGGUUGGAGAUGAUGUUGUCUGCAAAUACAAUUACCCUAGAUCUUAUAUCAAAGAAACCACAACCAAUGAAUAUGGUUUCCCAUUGUAUAAAAGAAGGAAUACAGGAGAACAUGUACGGAUACGUGGUGCUACUCUUGACAACAGAUGGGUUAUUCCUUAUAAUCCGUAUUUAUCAAUGUUGUUUUACUGUCAUUUGAAUGUUGAAGUGUGUUCCACUAUUCAAGCAGUGAAGUACCUUUAUAAAUAUGUUUACAAGGGUCAUGACAGGGUCUCUUUUAAUAUUGGUGAAGGAAACAAUCAGGGUAUUGAUGAGAUUGAUAAUUUUCAGGCUGGCAGAUGGGUUUCUCCAUGUGAAGCAGCUUGGAGAAUAUUUGGUUUUGACCUGUUUGAGAUGACUCCAUCUGUUAUGGUAUUACCGGUACACUUACCUAAUAUGCAGACAAUUUACCUCAGAUCUAAUGAAGAUCUUGAAUCAGUGGUUCAGAAUGAGAAAAGGAGCCAAACUGCUCUGACAGAAUUUUUUAGGCUAAAUGCGCACAUUAAUGGGGGCACAGGGGAACGGUUCUUCUUGCGGUUGUUGCUUAGUAAGAUUAUUAGUCCUACGUCGUUUGAGCAUUUGAGAACUAUUAGUGGAGUUUUGUAUCCUACUUUUCAAGAUGCUGCAAUUAGACACGGUUUAUUUCAAGAGGACAAUGCCACUACUGCUUGCUUGGAAGAAGCAGCAGAAGCACAAAUGCCUUCAGCAAUGCGCCAGCUAUUUGCAACACUGCUUAUAUUUUGCCAGCCAAGUAAUCCAGUUGCACUUUGGGAUCGCUUUUAUAGUUCUUUGUCUGAAGGUUUCAACUAUAAGUAUCCAAACUGUCAAUCUAAGGUCAAGAAUUUAACUGUGAGGGAGGUUGAAAGUGGUUUAGUAGCCAUGGGCAAGUCAUUGGAGAACUUUGGGCUAGGUCAUUUGAUAGAGGAAACAGAUGAUAGAAUCCGUGUAACAAAAGAUAUUGAAGAUGCUUUAGAUGCACCAAUCCCUCCAGAGUGCCUUGAUUGUCGAAGCAAGUUAAAUGAGGCUCAGGCAAGUGCAUUUAACAGCAUUCUGAGUCAUAUUGAAGAUGGCAAACCUGGAUGUUUUUUUGUGGAUGGCCCAGGUGGGACUGGAAAAACGUUUUUGUAUAAUUCUAUGUAUGCUGAGGUUCGUUUGUCAGGGAAAAUAGUGCUGCCAACAGAAACAUCAGGAAUAGCAGCUUCUAACAUUCCUUCUGGGAGGACAGCACACUCUAGAUUUAAAAUACCUUUAGAUUCUGACUUAUCUAUUGCCUGUGAUGUUCCAAACAAGGGAGCUUAG
Molecule: messenger RNA, 3399 nt
Organism: Chenopodium quinoa (quinoa)
Lineage: Eukaryota; Viridiplantae; Streptophyta; Magnoliopsida; Caryophyllales; Amaranthaceae
Exons: 8
Coding region: 1-3399 (1132 amino acids)
Biological process (GO): DNA repair; telomere maintenance
Molecular function (GO): DNA helicase activity
Source: RefSeq, a predicted model, not a curated record